AUGGCAGCAUCACGACUCACCCUACAAGGACUCCGAGCUAGACCGGCAGUCUUAUCCGCAUUUGUAGUUGUUGGUGUUGGAGCAUACCUUGGCACGCGCUCAGUUUAUGCGGAGUCGAAUGAGCCUAAGAAGAUUUUUGGAGGAUUUGGAUUUACUACAUUGCGAUUGAAGAGCUCUGAAGCUGUGAAUCACAACACAAAACGAUUGGUUUUUGAGUUUCCCGAUGAGAACGCAAAGAGUGGACUUUCAUUAACAUCUUCUCUCCUCACAAUUUCUCGACCUGGUGGCCGAUGGUUACCCGUGUUGAGGCCAUACACCCCUAUCAGUGCUCUGGAUCAACCCGGAUCCAUUGAGUUCAUGGUAAAGCAAUAUCCAAAUGGCAAAGCCAGUACACAUCUGCAUUCCCUUCAACCCGGUGACACCUUAACAUUUGCCGCGGCACUGAAAGGGUUCUCAUGGGUUCCCAAUCAAUUUAAACAAGUACACCUUAUCGCCGGUGGUGCUGGAAUUACACCCAUUUAUCAGCUUCUUCAGGGCAUUUUGAAUAAUCCGGAAGAAAAAACUAAGGUCAAUUUGGUUUUCGGUGUCAACACAGAACAAGAUUUACUCCUUAAGGAAGAGCUGGAGCAGUAUAAGGAGCGAUUCCCCGAUCGGUUCAACUAUUCAUUUGCGGUUAGCAGCUUGACUGAGGACACAAAGUCUUUGCAUAAGGGCUAUGUUAAUGAAGAAUUACUCCGUGGUGUUAUUUCUCAAACGAGCAAGGAUACGAAAGUAUUCGUUUGUGGACCGCCAGCUAUGGAGAGUUCACUGGUUGGAUCAAGGUCAACACCAGGAAUUUUAGCUCACCUGGGAUUCACAAAGGAUCAAAUAUACCAAUUUUGA
This is a messenger RNA of Penicillium angulare, 882 nucleotides long. RefSeq names its product cytochrome b5 reductase family protein. Gene Ontology annotation, molecular function: cytochrome-b5 reductase activity, acting on NAD(P)H. The transcript has 3 exons. The record is from RefSeq and is a predicted model, not a curated record. Bases 1 to 882 code for a protein of 293 amino acids. Gene Ontology annotation, biological process: ergosterol biosynthetic process. Lineage: Eukaryota; Fungi; Ascomycota; Eurotiomycetes; Eurotiales; Aspergillaceae.